UGAUAGCAGAUAACAUUGUAUCAUAAUGCUCCUCGUGCAUUCGUUUUAGCCACAAAAGCUAGUAGUAUUUUAUCCGUACAUGAGAAUGCCUAACUUGUUUUUGUUUAUCGGUGUUGUAUUGUUUGUAUUGUCAGGUCAGAGGUCAGAAGCCUUGGAUUGUUGUCCAGGUUACAGAGAUGUUACUGGAAAAGACCAUUAUCCAGAACUAUGCAUGACAUACUGUUGCGUGAGAGUAGGUUUUAAAGUUACAGAAUGCUGCGACGAUUACAAAUGGCGGAUACCUAUUUCUGACAAAGAAACUCAAAAUUGUUACAAAGAAUGGACCAAACUGCGUAUCGUGCAGGCAGCUACAACUGUUGAUUGGCUAAUUCAGCACAAAUGGGUGAUGCCUGUUUGUGGCUUUGUUGCAAUCCUGAUAUAUUUGGUUGAUGUUUUGAUUGAGUUGACAAUAAUGUUGCUAAGGUACUUGUAUAAGAAGAUUUUCUAAAUGAAACGUUUUGGGAAGGAUAUACAAAACAAAACAACCUUUACAUUUUAAUAAAAUGAAUAAAUC
Messenger RNA from Ruditapes philippinarum (Manila clam), 553 nucleotides. RefSeq lists its product as uncharacterized. The record is from RefSeq and is a predicted model, not a curated record. The transcript is spliced from 4 exons. Lineage: Eukaryota; Metazoa; Mollusca; Bivalvia; Venerida; Veneridae. The coding region runs from base 80 to 487 and encodes 135 amino acids.